AUGGAGAAGAAAUCAUUGACCGGAUACAGGAGGCGAUAUCAAAGGAAGGGGAUUGCUGGCCAAUCGCAGGUCACACUAAAGGUCAUCCUCUCUGUCUCCACACUGACCACCAACACAGCCACUAAAAAUGCCCAUCAUCUAACCCAACCAGCCAUACAUCCAACCCACCCACCAUCCAACCCAACCACCAUCCAACCAGCCAUACAUCCAACCCAACCACCAUCCAACCCAACCAGCCGUACAUCCAACCCACCCACCCACCAUCCAACCCAACCAGCCGUACAUCCAACCCAACCACCCACCCACCAUCCAACCCAACCAGCCAUACAUCCAACCCAACCACUCACCCACCAUCCAACCCAACCAGCCAUAUAUCCAACCCAACCACUCAACCACCAUCCAACCCAACCACCCAUACAUCCAACCCAACCACCCACCAUUCAACCCAACCAGCCAUACAUCCAACCCAACCACCCAACCACCAUCCAACCCAACCAGCCAUACAUCCAACCACCCAACCACCAUCCAACCCAACCAGCCAUACAUCCAACCCAACCACCCACCAUCCAACCCAACCAGCCAUACAUCCAACCCAACCAGCCGUACAUCCAACCCAACCACCCACCAUCCAACCCAACCACCCAUACAUCCAACCCAACCACCCACCAUUCAACCCAACCAGCCAUACAUCCAACCCAACCACCCAACCACCAUCCAACCCAACCAGCCGUACAUCCAACCCAACCACCCAACCACCAUCCAACCCAACCAUCCGUACAUCCAACCCAACCACCCACCAUCCAACCCAACCACCCACCCACCAUCCAACCUAACCAGCCAUACAUCCAACCCAACCACCCACCCACCCACCAUCCAACCCAACCAGCCAUACAUCCAACCCAACCACCCACCCACCCACCAUCCAACCCAACCAGCCAUACAUCCAACCCAACCACCCAACCACCAUCCAACCCAACCAGCCAUACAUCCAACCCAACCACCCAACCACCAUCCAACCCAACCACCCGUACAUCCAACCCAACCACCCACCAUCCAACCCAACAAGACAUACAUCCAACCCAACCACCCAACCACCAUCCAACCCAACCACCCGUACAUCCAACCCAACCACCCACCAUCCAACCCAACCACCCACCACCCACCAUCCAACUCAACCAGCCAUACAUCCAACCCAACCACCAUCCAACCCAACCACCCACCCACCCACCAUCCAACCCAACCAGCCAUAGAUCCAACCCAACCACCCGUACAUCCAACCCUACCACACACCAUCCAACCCAACCAGCCAUACAUCCAACCCAACCACCAUCCAACCCAACCAGCCAUACAUCUAACCCAACCACCAUCCAACCCAACCAGCCGUACAUCCAACCCAACCAGCCAUACAUCCAACCCAACCAGCCAUACAUCCAACCCAACCACCCACCCAUCCACCAUCCAACCAAACCAGCUAUCCUAACCAAAUACUGUCCAACCCACUCAUCCAACCUAACUACCUACCAUUCAACACAACCAGCCACCCAUCCAUACAAACCAAAAAAACACCAUCCAACCCAACAAGCCACCCAUCCAACCCAACAAGCCACCCAUCCAACCCAACCAGCCACCCAUCCAACCCAACCUGCACCACUUUCCAGAAUAACAAAGACCUUCAGACCAUCCUAA
This is a messenger RNA of Rana temporaria (common frog), 1686 nucleotides long. Its product is annotated as extensin-like. The record is from RefSeq and is a predicted model, not a curated record. Bases 1 to 1686 code for a protein of 561 amino acids. NCBI's taxonomy places the organism in Eukaryota, Metazoa, Chordata, Amphibia, Anura, Ranidae. The transcript is spliced from 2 exons.